Solea solea (common sole) is the source of this 8685-nucleotide messenger RNA. It is a transcript of the gene igsf3, whose product is annotated as immunoglobulin superfamily, member 3. The record is from RefSeq and is a predicted model, not a curated record. NCBI's taxonomy places the organism in Eukaryota, Metazoa, Chordata, Actinopteri, Pleuronectiformes, Soleidae. The coding region runs from base 1760 to 4930 and encodes 1056 amino acids. The transcript has 9 exons.
UACGUUCACUUUCAUUUACAGUAAGUAAUAAAGGCACAUACAAACCUUUAAAAAAAUAUGCAGCAAUAUAAAUAAAUAAAUUCAUCUUUUAUCAGUCCCACAGGGGAAAUUCCUUCUGUGCAUUUAACCCAUUCUCUACUAGAAACCUUCCUAGAGUGAGGAACAGCAUGCAGCCACUGAGCAGCGCCCAGGGAGCAAUGGGGGUUGGGUACCUUGCUCAGGCUUACCCCAGCCAUUUUUAACCCUCUGCUUACAAGUCAAGUUCCCUUUCCACUUGGCCAUGGGCUGCCCCAAAGUUUAGAUCCCUGACCGGGAAUUGAACUCGGACAGCGGCGGUGGGAGCACUGAAUCCUAUCCACUAGACCACCAGGGAACAUAAACCAGAUGAAGGAUGCAAUCAAACGUGAAGUCCUUGAAGAGAUACCACUUUCCUAGCUAAAAAUCUUAUGAUUAAUAGACAAUUAAAGUAAAAUAGAUAUUACACUUUUAGCCACAGACCUUUAUGAGGUAACCUAUUGAGCACCUUUCAUUUACACAUAUUUUAUGGUGAACAAAAACACAUGUUUAAUAACCUAUAUUGAAACACCCCCCCCCAGCUGUCCCGGCUGGCCUAGAUGAGGAUUUAGAUUCAGAAAUGCAGAUUUGUCCUCUGGAGGAUGGUGGUUGGUGUCCCCCACGGCCGGGGCGUGGCAUUUGCCGGGUGGGUGGGGGCAGGCAGGCAGGCAGCACGCCGAUAACUUUUCAAACCGCUGGGACAAAACAAGUGAAAUGCCAGGCAGGAACAAGGAAGUGGCGUUGGAUUUAGCGGGACUCGUUUCUUUGUGGGACCAAAUCAAAUUAGUAUUUUUUGUCCAAAACAGAUUCUCAUUAAGCUUUGGUGUUUGAACUCGUGAGUGAAAUAACUUCAGGUGUUUGUGGAGCAUUCAUUUGCUCAAGUGAAGUGUUGAUAGGAGACUGGGAAGGAAAAGCAGUGUUUUAGAGUUAAAAUAAGUGUCCUUUGAUUAAUUGGGAUUUAUUGUGUCCGCGCACAAAGCCUUGUCUGCUCCAUCUAAAGUGCCCGCCCACAAGGCUCUUUCCUACACAGCGAUAGUGGAAGACGACUGAUGAUCACAGUCUACGGGAUUUGCCGUGGAGGACGCCGCGGAGACUCCUGUCGCUGCCGCCGCCGCCACUGCCGCUACUUGGACUCCGAUUUGCGUUGCCGUCAGUGAAGGAGGGGGAAGGAUAAUUAUCAAUGACCUGUUCCCAGUGUGACUCCACAGCGCCAGGACUUCUCCGAUCACGUCUUGUUGCGUCUCCUGAACGAUUACGCGUCGCUCUCUCUGGACUUAAGUCUUAAACCGAGUGGGAAUCGCCUCCGCAGUCUCGGAUGCGUAAACGGGGAGUGGGAGUGGGUUGGGUCGCCCAGGCGCCUGGUAUACGCACACGUCGUCAGCGAUAAAAGCAGAUAGGUGAGGGCGAAAGCGCCAAGACUGUGGUGUUUGGGUUUUUUUUUUUUGCACCACCAGGAGGAGGAGGAGGAGGAGGACACGGGAGAGGUGAGCCGGACACUGGCAAACCGCCGGGACUCACCGGCUGCGGAUGUGACUGUGAGAACCCUGGGAUUCCUCUUCCUUUCUUUCUGAGUCAGGAGCAGCGGUUUACCACAUUAUCAAACCUCGGCCAGACACCAGCCGUUCUGCUUCUCUGAAGGGGGAAUAGCUGCUGGAAGUGAAUCUGCGGGGCAACAUAAACACACACACACACACACGUAUACACAAUGGCAACCGGUGCGCUCCUGCUCGCCUGCGCGCUGCUUGCUGGUGUCGCCGUGGCCCAGAGAGUCGUAACGGUGCAGAGUGGCCCGCUGAUACGGACUGAGGGCUCCCAUGUGACCAUCUGGUGCAACGUGACCGGCUACAAAGAGGGUGUAGAGCAGGACUUUGAGUGGUCCAUGUACCUGCCGUCAGCACAGGACCGAGAGAUCCGCAUUGUGAGCACAGCUCAGCAGAACUAUGCCUACGCCGUGUACGCCCAGAGGGUGAAUAGCAAAGAGAUCUUCGUGGAGAGGCUCAGCGGUGACUCGGCCGUGCUCCACAUCACCAAAGUGCAGGCCCUGGACCAGGGUCUGUUUGAGUGUUACACACCCAACACGGACGGCCGGUACCUCGGAUCCUACAGCGCACGCACAAACCUAACAGUCAUUGCCGACUCGUUGACGGCAACGUCUCCCGCUGCUACGCUGUCCAAGGUGGAAGGCGACACACUGCAGCUCACCUGUGAGGUGUCUCGAGCCACGUUGCAGCACACUCACCUGUCCGUGGGUUGGUACCUCCGAUCCCCGGAGGAUGCAACCGCCGCACCGCAGGAGCUGGUCACCUUGUCCAGGGACUUUGUCCUGCGCUCUGGUGGAACGUAUCGGCAGAGGAUGGCGGCGGGCGAUCUGCGGCUUGAUAAAACCAGCGCUACUUCCUACAGGCUCACCAUCCAUAAGCUGCAGCCUGUGGAUCAGGGCCUGCUCUACUGCCAGGCUGCCGAGUGGAUUCAGGACACAGACGGGAGCUGGUUCGCCAUGACCCGCAAGCAGAGCAACAAGACUCAGCUCCGCAUUCAGCCCACUGAUCGGGACUUCAGCAUCCAGGUUAGCACGGAGCGACGGUCCUUCACGGCCGGUGAGCCGCUGGAACUUCGCUGCACCAUCGAGGCCCAGAAUGUCCCUGAGCGUUUCUUCUCGGUGUCGUGGGUCUUCAGCAGCUCACCGGUGGCCGUGGUGGGCCCCAGUGCCGUGCCUGUCCUGGGCCCCGAUUAUGUUUCCCGCGAGGCAGCAGGUCACAUGACCGUACGCAAGGAGAGCACCAACGUGUACCUCCUCAAGCUCCAGCACCUGCGCCCUGACGAUUCGGGGAAAUACAUUUGCCGGGUGACUGAGCGAGAGAAGACGCCCACGGGGGACUUCAUCGACCGCAGCAAGAGGUCUCGCAACGUCCAGAUCACAGUCCAGUCACUCAAGAGCAACAUCACGGUGUCAUUGUCCAGUAACUCCUCGGAGGUCCUAGAAGGUGAUGUGAUCCAGUUGACCUGCUUAGUCCAGUCCACUACAGGCCCCCUUUCCAUUGUCUGGCAGUGGACAGACAAGCAGGAGACUGGAUCGGCCCAGGAGGUGGCCUCUGUGGAUCGGGAUGGCACAGUUUUGCACAGCCCAACCUACAGAGAGCGCUCCAGUUACGGGGAGAUCCGCGUGGAGAAAGCGCAAGCGGACACAUUCUCUCUGUCGCUGUACAACGCCUUACCCGGCGACGAGGGCCAGUACCGGUGCGCGGUUACCGAAUGGUUUCAGACCGGCACUGAGCCGGAGCUCAACUGGGAGAAGAUCGGAGAGGAGUCGGCCACCAAGGCGAUCACCGUCAAGACAGUCGAGUCCUCCUUCAUGGUGUCCGCCUCAUCCAGAACACCAUCUGUGUCCUUUGGAGACUCAUUCGACCUCCUGUGUUUGGUCAAGCCCCGGCACAACCCUCGCGUCCCCACUUCUGUCACCUGGCGCUUCAUGCCCGCUGGCACGGACGCCGAUGGCGAGGAUCAGGGAGAGUUCAAAGACUUGGUCACUUUCACCCGGGAGGGCACGCUGCAAUGGGGCGACCAGUUGCUGGGUCUGGGAACCCGCACGACAGUGGACCGCUCCCACUCCAACACCAACUUCCGCCUGUCGGUGACCCGCGCGGGGCGCCGCGAGGCGGGCAAGUACCAGUGCAGCGCCGUCCUGUGGAGGAGAAACUACGACAACAGCUGGAGCAGAGUUGCCAACCGCACUUCCAACCUGCUUGGCAUCAGUGUCCUGCAGCCAGAAAGUAAGCUGCGAGUGCAGAAGACCAAUCAGUCUCAGGUGUAUCCAGAGGACAGUCGCGUCAGGAUCAACUGCACCAUCACCUCUCAGAGCAGCCAGGACUCCCAGCAUGCUGUGUUGUGGUACGUGAGGCGUGCUACAGGCUCAGAGGCCGACGAGCUCCUGCUGAGAAUCGAACGCUCGGGGGCGUUCGAGUACGGGGCGUACGCAGACGAGGAGAGACUGCGGCGCCGCGUGCAGGCCGAGAGGCUCUCGCCGCGUUCCUACGUGCUGACGCUGAACAGAGCUGAGAGCAGCGAUUCUGGGACCUACUACUGCCUGGUGGAGGAGUGGCUGAGUGACCCAGAUGGAGCCUGGUAUCGUCUCUCCCGGGAAUCCUCGGGGUUGACACAGGUCGUGGUGAGGCAGCCAGAGGUUCGACUGCAGGUAGAGGAGAUAGAGUCGAAUGUGACGGUAGAGGAGUCUGGUUCAAUCCGGCUGGGCUGCACCAUUCCCUCCCAGUCGUCCCGAGACUCCCGCUUCUCUGUGUCCUGGUACGUGGAGCACUCUGAAGACCAGGACGCCGAGGACCGGCUGGGGGAGGAAGACGAGGAGAAGGACUGCGUGUUCUCCAUUGGCCAUGACUCCGUCUUUGGAAAUGGGAACUGCAGCCCCAGAGAGGAGGCGGGGCCCAAUUCCCGCCUGCAGUUUGCGAGAAUGGCAUCGGACCAGUAUACCCUGACCAUUCAAGGAGCCCGGCCGACCGACGCGGGGCGAUACUACUGCCACGUGGAGGAGUGGCUGCUCAAUCCCCGCAAUGCAUGGUACCGCCUGGCCACCAACGACUCUGGGUUCACCAUCGUCAAUGUACUGCAACAAGAGUCGACCGUCAAGUCUGUGGUGUGCGCCAACGACUCCCUCUUCUACUUUGUCUUCUUUUACCCCUUUCCCAUUUUCGGAAUCCUCGUCAUCGCCUUGCUGAUGGUUCGCUUCAAGAGCCGCAACAACAGCAAGAGCCAAGAGGGCAAAAACGGGGCCCCUCUCCUGUGGAUUAAAGAGCCUCACCUCAGUUAUUCUCCCACCUGUUUGGACCCCCCUGCACUCAGCCUGCAUCCUGGCUCUGUUGACUAAGGGGGGGGAUGCUCCUGCCUUCCUUCCUCCCUCACACACAUUGCAGAUCCAGCUAACACAAUGCCAGGGAGCACGUGUGGACUCCACCUUCAGACCUUACUGUCAUUCACUGCUGUGUUGAAUUAGUCAAUCAGUUGAUCCGUUUCAAAAUUCCUACCCUGAUUGCUGCCUGUUUUUAUGUUAACAACUGUGUGUGUGUGUGUGUGGACUAAAAUGUGUGAGUGCAAAGUUGAAGGACGAGAGUAUCACAAGCUUCACACACUCUCUCUCUCUCUCUCUCUCUCUCUCAUUGUUUUCCGUGAAACCUAAUCUCAAAAUCUGCGUUUUGAUUUCUAUUACUCUGAAUAUGUGUCUAUAUUUUUGAAAGGGAAGAAAAAUUGCACCGAUGAGAUCAUUGGCUGUUCUGGGAAGAUGAUUUAAGAGAGGGAAACUCUAUAAUGGACUUUGGCACUGAGCGGAUGCCAAAAAAAAAAGUCUCCGCACUGAUCCAAGAGCAGCCACAGCCUGGCCCACUAUGUUGGUUGCCAUAGUGAUGCUCUGUGCCCACUGACUUCAUAGCUGAUGACUUGGUUUCCAGGCUGCAUAGAGACAAAGGCAAGGACACACAAGUCUGUGUCCUAAGUGAGGAUGUGUGUGUGUGUGUGUGAGUGUUGGCCCACCUGCCUCCACAAUGAAUUUGACUUGGCAGACAGAAGCAGGUCCCGGUGUGCCACUUAAACACUGCCAGACUCUCUGGCCUUAGUGAGAGACCGCUCUGCUCUUCUUCCCUGUCCUCUUCCUCUCCCCAAAAAAAAGACAGCGAGAGAAAUAGAGUGGAGGGUCAGAAAUGAUGGAGAAUGAAUAAACACCUCUCUCCUGCUGGGGAUAUACAUACUUCAACACAUGGGAUUUUUUUUUAUAAUUAUUUUUAUUUUUUUUUCAGUGCCAAUUCCUCCUGAUUUCCACGCGGUCGGCAGUAAUUGAAGUUUGUACAGAGUGGAGAUGAAGCGGAUUGUGAAAGUAUGUCUGUUUACCUCCUGCUGUGGGUUUAUGAGCCUUAUGGGCAGUUUUACACCCAUGUAAAAUCAGUUGAAUUGUCCCUUAAACAUUGCACAGUGGGGGUCAGCACCUGAAAUUGAAUUCUUGCACAUCUCUUCGAGUAUGACCACUCUGUCGCCCUGCAGAUUUCGGAAGCCCAAAAGAUGCGCCGUAGUUUAAAGACAACACUUGAUCUGUCCAGAGCCACACUUCAGAUUGCUAAUGUGCGCGUGUGGUGAAACACUCUAAAUCUGUCAACAAAUCGACUCUUGUGUUUAUUUUAGAGACUUUUCUAUUUAUUGUUUUAUACUACUUUGCAUAGCUUUGUAAGAUUUUUCCUUUUUGGUUUUGAAAUUCUCUAAAAAGAAAACUAAAAAAAAAACUGUGCUGCUUGUGUUGCCAGGCAACUGCACCAAGCAGAUUAUGUCAAUAUUCUGUGUGUUGGCAAUGUGGUAGAUGUAGAAAUGCUAGAUUCGUCCUGCGCAUUGCAGUGUGUAGCAUUUCAUACCAGAUUGUCAAGUUUGGUCAGUGUCAGAACACUGUAUAUCUACUGUAUAUCUAUAAAGGACGUCAGUGUGGCUUUGCGUGUACAGUAGUCCAACAGACAAGUCACAACAGUGCAUUUCACUUACCGAUCUUCUGCUUGAGUCGCGUUUAUUUCGUGAAAUGUGAUGUAACACCGAGGUAGGACGUUUGAUCAAAGUCGGCUGCGACUGAACUGUGGAACUGUCGUCUUCUAAUCGUGGAUUCCAGCUGCAGCUGUGUCUCUUCAGUUCCCCCCACCCGACAGAAAAAAGGCAGAAGGGUGGAAAAUCUGUCACUUUCCUUGGAAUGCAGCAGCCGGGAGUAGAGAGUAAAAAUCCUCUACCUGACCCUGGGCCGAACCCUUUCACUGCCAGACUGGACAAGAAAACUCUUGAAAAACUUGAUAAUGUUGUCUCAAUCGUGUCAAUAUUGUGUAUAUUGCAUGAGUAUUGCAGGAGGAAUUUUGAUGUUUUGUAAACUUUAAACUCUUUGAGCAUUAUGUUUGUGUGACAGAGCAGUGCCCAAACACCUCCUCCGCCGCCUCCCCCCCGCCCCCCCAGCCUCCCCCAUCCCAUUUACUGAUUCCUGAGCCAACACAAAGCCUAGCCCCAUUAUUUACUAUAUUUGACUGCCAAUAGUGCUCAUCGAAAACCUAUCAAUUAAUCUCUCUCAAGAGUGGGUGUUGUGGAGAUCGUGUUUGAUAUAUUGGUCAUAUUUGUUCUUUUAAUGCUUUGCUUUCACGCGGCACCUCAUUAAAUAGAUUUAUAGAUCGUAUGUCAUUAAAAACCAAAAGGGCACAGCUGGUACUGAGAGUUCUGAUAUUUCAACUUGCUUUGCUAUUUUAUUUUUUAUUUUUUAAUUUAUUCGUUCACCAGUUCCAUUUCAAGUAAACCGUCGCAAAUGGAGACGAGCUGGUGCUAUUUAGUCAUGUGAGUCAGAAAUGUCAUGCAUGCACGGUGAAUACAGCUACAGCUUAUUAAUGUCAAAGAAGAAGACCACCCCCCCUCCCCCCCACCAUCCCCUCCCUCCCCCUGUGUGCUCAUUAUUAACCAAGCGUUUGCAGUUACAUUUUUAUUUUUUUAUUUUUUUUAAACUGAUGUAAAAGAAUCACGUUCAGCAGAGACUUUGGCCACUUUCUUUAGUCAUCAUCAGUGAGGUAUAGAGCGCCGGAUGUCUGGAUGUUGCCUGAUGGUGCCACUUCCUGCCAAAAUGAUGUUGCUUUCAUUCCAUCUGUUGCACGAUGGGAUUGUCAGCUAUAAAGUAUGGGAUGAAAGUAGUCCUCGCUGAAUAUUUUAAGCUCCGACGUAGUUGAUGAGGCAACAGUUUGACUUAAAGUCUUAGUCACAUGAGGGUAAAAAAAAAAAAAAUUAGAAAUUAGGAGGACACAUGAUGCAAAAAAGAAAUUCUCUGAGCAAAGACGUUAUCAACUAUAUUCCUUAAAGGGGUGUGUGGAUUUCUAAAAAAAUAAAUAAAUAAAAUGAUAGAAUUGCUGUGUACAGUGAUUUGUGAAUCUGAUCCUAAUUCCCUGUUUGUAAAUAGUGUAUAAAAUAAGACCAUGACGGUUGAAAAGUUGCCUCAUUGACUGAAUAAAAUUCAGCUUGUCAUAAACCAUUCCGUGCAUUUUAGGGGCCCCGGUUUUACCAGGAAGACAUGGUGGAGCUGUUACUGGAGUGGAAGGGUCUUGUGACUGUCACGGUUGCAUACAUUAUGUGUGUCUUAUGCAUUUGCUUUGUCAGUAAAUGCAGUCAUGAAGCUGAUUCCAUCAAAAACGGGAACGACGUGGUCGGUUUGUUUUGAAAGUAGUGGAUGAUCAUCGAGCUGCAGGUUCGAGAGUCCCUUGGUGCUACUGAAUUGGUCACAUGGUCCGGGAUCCAAUUGAUUCAAAAUUCAACUCAUGUCAUCUUUGCGGACCUUAUCCAGGAAACUGUGAAGGGUCGCGCCGCCUCCAGAUGUUCGGACAGGAAGUUGUAGCUGCAUGUUUUGGCUGUGUGCUGGCUCCAGAUUUAGGUGUAAAAUAGUUUGUGGUGAUUUUUUUUUUUUUUCUUCAUUUUAGCCAGUGAUGCUUUAUUUUCAGUGAUGUAUUUUUAUAUGACCACGGCUUGUUUUUAUUUUAUUUUUUUCCCCCCCUUUUGUUAUUCUAAUAGUUGCCAUCGUGAACAUUACAAAGGCACUUUGCUAUUGUCCGUUUACUGCAAUAAAAUACAUUCAGUGCA